Messenger RNA from Leptinotarsa decemlineata (Colorado potato beetle), 2000 nucleotides. RefSeq names its product tether containing UBX domain for GLUT4. NCBI's taxonomy places the organism in Eukaryota, Metazoa, Arthropoda, Insecta, Coleoptera, Chrysomelidae. Gene Ontology annotation, biological process: glucose homeostasis; intracellular protein transport. The record is from RefSeq and is a predicted model, not a curated record. Gene Ontology annotation, cellular component: vesicle membrane; cytoplasm; nucleus. Gene Ontology annotation, molecular function: protein binding.
UCUGAUGUGGCGAUUGCUCAUUCCAUGUUUUGCUAUUGAAAAUGGGCUUAAACUAGUGAAAGUAUUCUAUAUUUGAUCAGGUAGUUUUUGAAAAACACCAAGUUCAAUCAAUGUCAAUAACGGCUUGUACCCAUAGACAUGACGUCACUGCUUGUGCCCUAUAAACUCAAUAUUUCAGGUUAGAUUAUUAAAUUUUUUACGUAUCAUGUUUCGUAAAAUAAAUUCUAAAUAUAAAAAAGAUAUUAUUUGUUCGUUACCCUAAUUAAAAAAACUCAAACAUGUCUGGAGGCAGUUUAUGUGUCCUAGCUCUGAACGGGAGGAGACAAACCGUUAAAUGCACCCCAAACACUACAAUUUUACAGGUCCUAGAAGAAGUAUGUCGUAAACAACAGCUAAAGCCGGAAGAAUUCGACCUGAAGCACCACAAUAAAAUAUUAGACACUACCACUACAUUUAGAUUCUCCGGUUUACCAAACAACGCUCAAUUAGAGUUAGUGCCAGCCACAAAAUUGCGUUGCGAAACUGAAAUAACUCUGGCUGUCAAUCUAGAGAACGGCACUCGUUUGAUGGGCAACUUUUUGCCAAGCGAUACGUUACUCCACAUAUUGAAUCAUCUUUGCCCAGAAUGCCUUGGUGAUGAUAAAAAUCCGGUGGUGAUAUACACCAGGAGGGAAAUGUACGGCAAGGAGCUUGAGAGCGUUACUCUCCGGGCUUUAGGGUUAACAGGCGGUAGGGCUAUGGUGAGACUAAUCAACAAAUCUCCAGAGGAACUCAAGGUACAGGCCAACGUGGCUGCCCCCUUACCCUCAAAGCCCGUGGAGGAGAAGCCCUAUCAGCGUAAAUUUCAACCGUUGGCGGUAGCAGAAAAUGAGAACAACGAGAAUAUUGAAAACUCAACCGGGGAGGAAAGUGGUGAGGAACGGGCAGAACCCAAGACUGAACCUGGAACCAGACCCGAAAGGAUACAGAAAAACGCAAAUGUGGAUUUACUUAAGCUAGCUCGGGAGAAGAGAAAAAAUUUGGAGUUCACUUCUCCAAAAAGGGAAGAAAAAAGAAUAAAUGUAAAGGAAGAGCAAGCUGAAAGCGCAGCCGGUCCUGAAAAAACUGAUCAAUGCUUAUGUCGAGAUGAUUUGAUGGAGGUAGACGAUUGUGGAAACUGCCAAGAAAAUUGCACUGAUGUAGAGCGAAAUAUUGAGGAGGAGUUUAUUUUUCUAGAUGAAAGAAACGCUAUGCUUUUCUCAUUAGAAACAGCCCAAUCGCUUCCCAGCGAAGAUCUCCCCGACAAUUUCUUCGAUCUGACUAUUAACGACGCCAGGGGAAUACUCAGAGACAUCAAGAGACAAAAAACUACAGACGCCCCUCUCAUGACAUCUGCUAUGCGAGAGCUGGAGGAGUCCAAAAAAAUGUUGAAGCAACUCAACCGUUACAAGAAGGCUGUAAUAAGGGUCCUCUUUCCGGACAGGACUGUGCUGCAAGGCAUUUUUCAACCAUCCGAGACAAUCAAGGAUGUUAUCGAAUUUGUUAGGGGAUAUCUGGAGGAGCAAGGAUGCAACUUCUAUCUGUAUUCCACACCCCCAAAAUGUAUUUUGGAGGAGAGCAAAACACUGAUUCAACUGGGAUUCCUACCCGGUGCUUUGAUCCACUUUGGCAUGAAUUCUCUAACGAAACCAUCGAGUUUUUUGAAGCGAGACCUAAAAGAUAAAUUCACAAGCAACUCUGUAGCAAGCUUAGCUGCUUCAAAGAUGAGAAAUGAGUAUACACGAACAUGUAUCAGUCAUGAAGUGGAAGAUGACCCUGAGAGCGAUGAAAACAGCGGCUCAAACUUUCGUCACAUCGCUAACGACGGAGCAAGCACCAGUACCGCGACAACUUACGGUCAAAGGAAAAUAGAGAGGUCAACUGAAAAAGUUCCAAAAUGGUUCAGACCGUAGAUGCGCCUGCAUUUAUUGCGUAUGUAUUUUGUAUUAUCUGUAAAGAACUAAUAAAACACUUGAAAUUUU